Sinocyclocheilus grahami is the source of this 1292-nucleotide messenger RNA. Its product is annotated as phosphatidylinositol 4-kinase alpha-like. NCBI's taxonomy places the organism in Eukaryota, Metazoa, Chordata, Actinopteri, Cypriniformes, Cyprinidae. The annotation marks the transcript as partial. The record is from RefSeq and is a predicted model, not a curated record. The transcript has 8 exons.
UGGAAACAGUGCGUAUUGUGAAGAGCGUUACACAAAUGAUGCUUUUCACAAUAUACAGCUUAAAACUAACAAGAUAUUUCAGACGUGAUCCCAGCUAACACACUCACUGCAUUUCAGCUGUGUGAUAUUGAUUAUUUCUGCAAUCAUGCUUUAUGAAUAUUCAUUAGCACUGUUGUGUUCAUAUGAAUUUAGCUCUUGUUUGUCUUUUAGUUUUUUGGGCCUUUUAAACAUGUGUUUUUUUGCAUGCUUUGCACUAUUUUGCGUAAUGUCUUGUGUACAGUAAACGUGUGGUGGGCAUUAUUUUGUCAUUCACUUUAUUUGUGCCGUUACAUCAUUGCAUCUCUGCUAACCGCUGGCUGCUAACUCAUCUGUGUGUGUGCUGUGAUUGGCUGGCGGUGGGUUGGUGGGUGUGGCCUGUCGUGUGCUCCUCCCCCUCGCCCCAGGCAGCUUUUCCUCAGGUUACCCAGCUGACAGAGAGGCCCACCUGCGUGAAGAAGGACUACUCCAACUUCAUGGCGUCGCUCAACCUGCGUAACCGCUACACUGGAGAGGUUGCUGGGAUGCUGCAGUUUGCCGAAGUGACAUGCAGCAAGUCAAACCUCAGCAAGCUGAUGGUUUCUCAAAUGAGUGACGCUCUGGACGCCAAAGACUCGGACGCAUUCACUCAGAACAUGUUCAAGAUGACCGCGCUGCUCAUUAGCACUAAAGGCUGGGAUCUUCAGCUGCUGCAUCACCUCUGCUGGUCUCCUCUGAAGAUGUUCACAGAGCAGGGCAUGGAGACGGCCAUCGCCUGCUGGGAGUGGCUGCUCGCUGCUCGCAACGGAGUUGAAGUCCAGUUCAUGCGUGAGAUGGCGGGCGCCUGGCAGAUGACCGUUGAGCUGAAGAUGGGCUUGUUCUCAGAGACAGAGUCAGAGGCCGAUCCUUUAGCUGCUUCAGAAGAGAGUCAGCCGCUGCCUCGUCCACCCAACGUCACGCCGCAUUCGCUCUGGAUUGAGUUUCUAGUGCAGAGAUUUGAAAUCGCUAAGUACUGCAGUGCGGAUCAGGUGGAGAUCUUCACCGGCGUCCUGCAGAGGGCGCUGUCUCUCAGCGUCGGCGGGCCCAAGAGCUGCCUGAACCGCCACGUAGCUGCUAUAGGACCCCGAUUCAGGCUGCUGACUCUCGGUCUCACUCUUCUUCAUGCGGAUGUGGUCACUAACGCCACAAUCCGUAACGUCCUGAGAGAGAAGAUCUACUCUACCGCCUUUGAUUACUUCAGUGUGGCUCCACGGUUCCCCACGCAGCCGGAGAAACGC